AUGGAGACCUACCCUUCACCAGAUCCAUCAUCCGGCCCACAUAAAGUGCCCGGGAAUCAUCGACAGCCCGUUUCCCUGCGGUCUCGGCCCCUGAAGUUCCAGCACUUCCAAGUCACCUUCCCUCAAGAAAAAGUCGUGCAGGUCACGCUGAACAGGACGGACAAGCUAAACUGCGUCGACAAAGCCACCAGCCGCGAGAUAGCAGAGGUCUGGGAGGCGUUCGACCAGGAUGAGAGCCUGUUGGUGGGCCUGAUCACAGGCGUGGGGAGGGCGUUCUGCACAGGGGCCGAUUUACACGAAUGGAACGAGAUGAACAAAAGUGGCGUCGUCAACGACAUGGGUGCGCCCGGUCUGGCGGGUCUGCCCCGUCGGGGAGGGAAGAAGCCGAUCAUCGCAGCGGUGAACGGCAUCUGCAUGGGUGGGGGGUUCGAGAUGGUUGCGAAUUGCGAUCUCGUAAUAGCGGCAUCAUCAGCUGUCUUCGCCCUGUCCGAGGUCAAGCGUGGAAUCGUGCCUGUGGCCGGGAGUCUGCCGCGUCUAGCCUCCACCAUCGGCCUCCAGCGCACCAUGGAGUUGGCCCUGACGGGCAGGAAUGUGAGUGCCGCGACGCUCCAGGCAUGGGGCCUCGUCUCCCAGGUCGUGGACGAUGACGAAGUAGUCAGUGCGGCGCUCCAGCUGGCGGGGGAGAUAUGCAAGAAUAGCCCAGAUGCGGUUAUUGUUGGCCGGCUGGGCAUCCGCAUGGGCUGGGAAACAGGCAACGUCGAGGAGGCUGUGACCGCGCUGGCCGAGCAAUGGUAUCCUCGCCUGGUCAAAGGUGCCAACUUUGCCGAGGGUAUCCAGGCUUUCGCGGAAAAACGGCCACCAAAUUGGGUGGGUUCCAAGCUCUGA
Molecule: messenger RNA, 885 nt
Organism: Diaporthe amygdali
Lineage: Eukaryota; Fungi; Ascomycota; Sordariomycetes; Diaporthales; Diaporthaceae
Product: enoyl-CoA hydratase
Exons: 2
Coding region: 1-885 (294 amino acids)
Biological process (GO): fatty acid beta-oxidation
Cellular component (GO): mitochondrion
Molecular function (GO): enoyl-CoA hydratase activity
Source: RefSeq, a predicted model, not a curated record